Molecule: messenger RNA, 366 nt
Organism: Saprolegnia diclina VS20
Lineage: Eukaryota; Oomycota; Saprolegniomycetes; Saprolegniales; Saprolegniaceae
Exons: 1
Coding region: 1-366 (121 amino acids)
Source: RefSeq, a predicted model, not a curated record
AUGAGCGUCGAUGGCUUCCUCGUCGGGGCGUGGGCAAGCACCGAGGCCUUUGGCAACACGGCGCUCGACUGGAGCGAAGACGUCAAGGCCGGCAAGGCCGAGCUCCAUUUAGCGUUCUCGGCCGACGGCCGCGUCACGUUCCGCAUCGAGAAGAGCGCCAAGAGCUACCGCCACGUGCUGCCACCCGAGAGCUCGUUCACCUGCGACGUUGCGACUUCGACACUCCAGAUGCACCAAGAUAUUUCCGGCUUGGAAUGGCACUACCAAAAAGAAGACGACGUCAACCUGCGACUGCGCCUCGUCGGCGCCAAGCGCUUUGGCCGCUGCAACGGUGUCGACGUCAUCUACCUCCGCCGCGUCGUGUAG